AUGAAGGAGUCGAACUGUUACGAAAUAGUUGUCAAAACUGAGUCGGAGAACGUACAAAAAUAUAUUGCGGAAUGCCUUGAGAAAAUGAAAAUAGGAAAUGUCAAAAUCGUAGGGAGGCAUCAUGGAAUUGCCAAGGCGUUCACUCUGUUGGAGCUGUUAAAAAAGGAGGCCAAGGAUAUCAACCACAUUAUACGAUACAAAAACUUGAAAGCCACCGGAUCUGAUAGAAGAAGGAUCCUCGAAAUUAACAUAUUCCUUUCUCUGCGAAAUUAG
Plasmodium cynomolgi strain B is the source of this 273-nucleotide messenger RNA. RefSeq lists its product as hypothetical. NCBI's taxonomy places the organism in Eukaryota, Apicomplexa, Aconoidasida, Haemosporida, Plasmodiidae. The record is from RefSeq and is a predicted model, not a curated record. Bases 1 to 273 code for a protein of 90 amino acids. The transcript is spliced from 3 exons.